AUAUGUGAAUACUGAUAGAAACAUAAAAUGUUUGCCGAGCUUCGCCUAGAAAAAUCGAAAAUUUCCCAAUAUUGGAGUCUGCCCCCCUCCCCCCUUCAGGGGUACGUCCGCAUUGAGGUUAUCGAGCAUUACAAAAUGGUACCUGCGCAUAUGUGCCAGACUACGAGAAGCUGAGAUUCGUAAGUAGAAUGCAUUCGAGUCCUAAUUCUGUCGAAAAACGAGGACCCAAGGACCUCAUUCAUUGUCAAGGUCCUAUCACUCUAAAAAAUUUCCGUAUCCUAGAAAACCGAAAGGGGUUUGGAAACCCACUCAGAAACCCUUUUCCGUUUCCGAGAGGGUUUCCGAACAGUGAAAGCGUUUCUAAAAAUACCCUUUCGGUUUCCGUACGUUCGGAAACCCAAAGGUUUCCUACAGUUCCCAAUUGGACACUCUAAAAGUAUUGGGGAAUACCUUUUUCUUGCUAUCGGAAGCCCAAAUGUUUUCUCGGGAACCGGAUAGGUAUUGCCGAAAACCCAUAUUAGCAGAAAAACUGAGUUGGUUCCCGAAAGGGUAUGCAAAAAUACCUUUUCAUUUCCUGAACGGUUUCCGAAAAAACCCAAUCUGAAUAGGGUAUCAUAGGAAUCCAAAAUGGGUUUACGAAAAUACCCAAGUUGAAAAUGGUCUCACAGUGAACUAAAAUAGGUUUUGCGAAUUUCUAUUGAACAUUCAAAAGGGUUCCCGAGUAUUUAAACAUUUCUUAAAUGUUCAUCAAGUUCGUGAUUGACAUCCGAAAACUUCACAAAAAAAAUUUGGAUUUGAACCUUAUUUAGCGAUGUUCUUUCUCGUGCUCAGCUUCGAAGAUUUUUAUUAAAGAGAAAAAUACCGAUGUAAUUAGUAUUUCUUAUUGAACUAUUCAAAAUUAUUCCUGAAUGAAUCUUUCUACGAAAUGUGAAACCAUAUCGUACUUUGAAAAUAAUUGAAUCUUAGUUGUGUAUUUUACUGUUGUUCUAAUUUUUGUGAAUAAAAAAAUGGAUACGAUGUUAACAAUUCGGGAGCAAAAUAAAUAAAUUAGACAAUCAGCAUACAAGUCUUACUUUUUCUUCAUAUUUUGCUUUUUUAAUAAACAAUUAUAUACCACUGAAUUAAAAUGACCAUACAAGAAUUGUUUUCAAUUACAAGUUGUUAGGAUAAAUUUGGUGUAUCAAUGGAUCAUUGAUGACUGGAUUAUUCAUUACAAAUAGAAUUAUUAUUUUGUUCUCUAAAAAUUUCUUCUCUGUAAAAUACCCUCAUGAAUAAACUACUAUUCCAAUUCUUCUUUUUCAAUCAUAAUAUGACCCUAGAAUUCGGUGACUUUUAAUCAACUGAAUUAUAACACAUUUUCACUUUCACUUUUUAAAUUCUUUUUAUAUAUUCACAUAUUCCAUGAGUCUUUUCCAAAUAUUAAACUAAAAUAUAUUUUUAUUUUUAUUUAUGAUUUGUUAUGAAUAUCAAAACAAACGUGACUUAGUUUAUUUCAUUAAAUAAAAAUAAAAUCUUUCAUUGUUAUUUUGAGAUUCGAUUCAUAUAUAUGGGCGUGGGCAACCGACUUGAUACCCCAUUUUGAUACAGUCCUAUUGUAAGGAUAAAACAUACUAUUGUUCGGGUCAUAUAAGAGAGGAUCCUAGAUAAUCCUGGAUUGGCCUGAACAACAUCAUAUUUUAUCCGUACAAUAGUAGAGAAAAGCUACCAACUCACACGAUAAGUUCGUAGCUUUUCUCAACUAUUGUACGGAUAAAACAUGAUGUUGUUCGGGCCAAUCCAGGGUUAUCUAGGAUCCUCUCUUAUAUAGCCCGAAUAAUAGUAUGUUUUAUCCUUACAAUAGGACUGUAUCAAAAUGGGGUAUCAAGUCGGUUGCCCAUGCCCAUAUAUAUCAAUAUACCCGGCGACUUAAUUCCAAUUAUUAAAUUAAAAUACCAUUCAUUUUUAUAUUUAGAUUUGUUUUAUAUCUCAAUAUAUCUGGUGAGUUUAAAUCAAUUAUUGAACGAAAAUGAAAUUUCAUUUUUUGUUUUAGAUUCCUCUUAUACAGAAAUAUAUCUGGUGAGUUUAUUCGAAUUACUAAAAGAAAAUGAAAUUUUAUUUGUAUUUUUAGAUUCAUUAUCUAUCAAUAGAUCCGGUGAGUUUGAAUCUAUUUCUUGAAUUAAAAUACAAUAUUUUUUUUUGUGUACUCAAAAAGUGAGUACACUCUAGAAUCGGUCAGUGUGUCCGUCCGGCCGUUUACACGAUAACUUUUGAAAGGAGAGUCCGAUCGCGAUGAAAUUUUCUACACAGUUCAGUCUUAACAAUGUCUCAGUCGAGUUUGAAGAUGGGCAGAAUUGGCCGAACCAUUCCUGAGUUAUUGCAAAAAUACUCAUUUUCCCUAUGGCUUUCUAUGCGAAAAUCGACCCAUCCCCGCUUUCGUAAAAAAAUUUUCCUAUAAUACUCAAACAAAACUCCAACUAUUAUAUACCAUUCGAUAGAGAAUUUUACGAGCUACCAAAUGGUAUAUAAAACAUAAAGAAACAAGAAGGCUAGCUCACCUAUUGCAAAGAUAAAUAAACCGAAAUCGGUUCUGUUCUUGUCCACGCUCUAACUGAUCCACAAUUAGAGCACUAUCUUCCGAUAAGAGGUGAUGCUUGAAGGUUUUCUGGGGUGGAGAACUCGAAUCUGUACUCCACUUGUUUCGAAGCCCUAUUGGUUGAGCACUGACCAAUAGAAAUCAAGUUAUAGAAAAAACGACUUUCUGAGAGUAAAUUAAGGCGAAGAGUUCAAAUCUGAGCUGUAUUCACCCCCAAAUCCUAUUGGUUGAGCAGUAGUCAAUAGAAUUCAAGUGUUUAUAGAAAAGAUUUGCCAAGUUAAUUUGUAUAUCUACACAUUCUAGGAUGAUUGAUUUGUCUCAUUCACUUUUUGAAGUACACAUAACUCUCGGACUUAAAUCCGAGGUUUCCACAUUUAUUUUAGCAUAAUUUCGAUUUAUUAACCGAACAAAAAAAGAUUUUAUUUAGUUAUUAAUUAUCAAAAUUCGUAAAUAUUUUUUUUUACUGAGAAACUUUAAAGUAAGUGAGUGUUAAACAUUUUUACUUAGUAUUCAAUUUGUAGCCUUUUACUUUUAGCAACAUUCGAAAGCACGAGUAGCAGUGAUGAACCGUUCUCACCAUUGAAAUUUGGAAGUUAAAAAAAUUUUAGACACCAACAUAUUUGGUUUUACUUCGGGAGCCUAGCGAUGUUUAAGAGUCAUUUUGUUUCUUUGUUUAGAUCGUGGUACAUUUCAUCAAUUAUUGAAAAGUGUAACAGAUCCAUGGGCUGAUUUACCAUCAGAACAUUCAACAGAAGCAACAAUAAGGACAUUGAGAGAGUCAGUCAUGGAGUUUUAUAAUUUGAAAAGAAAUUGGUGCAUGGUUGUUGGAAAAAUCAACAAAAAGUCCAAACAUGUUGUAACAGCACAUACAUAUCCGAAAUCCGAGCCAACUGAUUUACAAUUUUUUGAUCUUAAUUCAUCAGAUAUCGACAAUCCGAGAAACUGCUUACGAUUGACCAAAGAAAUUGAACGCGCUUUUGAUACAAAAAAUUUAACCAUCAUUGAAAAAAGUGGUCAAUUACGAAUUUUUCUAUUAAACAAAACAAUGUCAUCAAAAAUAAUUGCACAUGUUUCAUAUCAUACAUUUGGUAGUACACAUGGAUCACCAUUGAUUUUUAAUAAUGAAAAAAGACCAUUUCAUAGACUUUUAGUUCUGGAUUGCUACUGUUCAUUCAAUAAUGCGAGAUUAAAACAACAAGAAUUUUCAUUAAAUAGUGAAGAUUUGAAUAAUAUCGUAUUUUAUGUUGAAAACUUAUUGGAUAUAUCGUUGGAAUCACAAAAAUGGCAUAAUGUUAAACAAUGGUUAUAUAAUAAUCCAGUUGGACCUGAUGCACCAUCAUUACAAUCACAAACAAUGACACAAUUUAUUUAUGAAUUCGUCGAACAAUAUAGUGAAAUUCAUCGUAUAUGUCCAUCAGUGAUCAUAUAA
This is a messenger RNA of Rotaria sp. Silwood2, 4001 nucleotides long. The record is from the annotation of a GenBank genome assembly. NCBI's taxonomy places the organism in Eukaryota, Metazoa, Rotifera, Eurotatoria, Philodinida, Philodinidae.